Molecule: messenger RNA, 2454 nt
Organism: Oncorhynchus kisutch (coho salmon)
Lineage: Eukaryota; Metazoa; Chordata; Actinopteri; Salmoniformes; Salmonidae
Gene: lrit3b
Product: leucine-rich repeat, immunoglobulin-like and transmembrane domains 3b
Exons: 5
Coding region: 91-1356 (421 amino acids)
Molecular function (GO): protein binding
Source: RefSeq, a predicted model, not a curated record
UUUGGGAGCGGCAAACUGGGAAUGUCAGCUAAACAGAGGAAUGUGGAGCUAAACAGAGGUUUUGCUUACUCUGGCCUUGCUUGGUGAAUAAUGUAUCGACUUCUCUUGGUUCAGAUGCUACAUUGUUGUUUCCUGGUGGCCCAUUCCUGCCCUACUCUGUGUACUUGUGUUUACCUAGGAGGGAGCAAUGGGACAGGUCUCAGGUCUGUUUUGUGCAGCGAACCCCGCAUGUCGGCCAUCCCCCUCAAUGCUCCAGCCGACACAGUCAAGUUUCGUCUGGAGAAAACCUCUAUCUCCAGAGUGCCCAGGGCAGCCUUCUUCUACCUGUCUGAGCUCCAGUUCCUGUGGUUGACCUACAACUCCAUCACCACCAUCCACCCCAGCAGCUUCCUUAACUUGAAGGCGUUGCGUGAGCUGCGAUUGGACGGGAACCUUCUCUCUGCCUUCCCCUGGGAGGGGCUUAGGGACAUGCCGCGGCUGCGCACACUGGGUCUGCACAAUAACCGCCUCUCCAGCCUCCCUGCCCACGCUGCCCUCUUUCUUCCCAACGUCACCUACCUGGAUCUGUCCAGCAACAGACUGACCACUCUGCCCUCAGAGCUGUUGGACCUUUGGUUCCCUCCCCCUGCCCAACUAACAGGUCCAACACAGAGAAGAGUGCUAGGUGUCCAUGACAACAUGUGGCAGUGUGACUGCCAAAUCUCUAUGCUGCUGGCCCAGUCUAAGUACCAGGAGAGCCCUGUAGUUCUGAUGGACCAGCUCCUGACCUGUAGCCAUAGCGGGGGAACCGCCGACCAGCUGGGGGCCCCCCUCACAGAGGCUGACUUGUCGCGGUGCCAGAGGCCCUCUGUCCAUCCUUCAGCCACCCGGGUUACCUCCCCGCUGGGCAGCAACGUGAUGCUCCGCUGUGAUGCCACAGGCUACCCCACACCAGUACUCACCUGGACCAAAGCAGCAGGAGCCUCCAUAUACAACACAGUUAUUCAGGAAUCUCCGCGUGUGGGAAUCCGAUGGUCCAUCAUCAACCUAAAUGGACUUUCGUACAAGGAUGCAGGAGAAUAUCGGUGCCAGGCACGGAACAUGGCAGGAACAGCAGAAGCCCCCAUUAGACUUAGGGUGGUGGGGGUGGUGCCCCCUUCCAUAAAGAGCAAGACCCGCAAAGCCCCUUCUAGAUCCUCAACCAGCAACAGAAAACCUCUCCCACAAAAGCCGAAACGGGCACAGAAUAUUACUUCAAUCUCCACCUCAAAAAAGAAGACUCUUCUGAACCUCAAGUAUGUUACACCCCCCAAUCCAACGAACAAGACCCAGAGUAUCAAAAUGGCCCCGGUCCCCACCCCCCUGAAAAAAAUGUAAUCGUCCUCAAGUAAAUACCCAAAUGCAAAAAAGUCAAACAGAAAACCUCAGAUAUCUGUCAAUACUAUACCCACCUCACCAGAAAACACUUUCUUUUAAGGAGCUCAUACAUGACCCUUUAAAAACAGAGUGAUCAGUGGCCAACAGAGGGCGUCCAGAGCCCAGACAUGAAUAGCAAACUACAGUUACUCUGUUUAAGUGACAACAAUUACCAUUGAGGAUCUGAUGUAUUAUUUUUCCAGAUUUGUUUUACUGUUUUUAGAGAGGUAACGCUUAUCACCCUCUUAUCUGUGUAAAGAUUACGAGGACAUAUUCCUACAAGGACAUAUUCUCAUCUAUAAAGGGUAAUUCCGCCACUUCAUAUUCAUUCUCUCCUCCACCAUACCAGUGUCUACAUGAAAAUGGUGCGUUUCUAUGAUCUCUGGUAAAGAGCAGAAAGGUCCUCAAAUGCUUCUCUAUGAAAUAACAGUCCAUGAUUAAAAGUAAGAUAUUUUUUAAAUCAUGGCUGAAUUACCUACCAGGCAUGAAGGCCACGUGCCCCCAUUGAUUUUGUUAGCCACUCUCACACAGAUAUAAUUCUAAAAUGGCAUAAGUCAUGGCAAAAUGUGUAGAAUUUCAGGAAAUUAGCUUUAAAACAAAGGAAAAAAAAUCUUUACUCCAUGGCAAAAUCUGUCGAAUUGUAGGAAAUGUGCUGUAACACUAACAAUUUUCCUCUUCAUCUCAUGGCAAAAUGAGUAGGUAGCCUAAAGGCAGAUAACCUAGCAGUUAAGAGUGUUUGGCCAUGAACCAAAAGGCAGUUAACCCCCAUCAACAACUGCUCCCUGGGUGCCAUGGACAUUAAAUAAGGCAGCCCACUGCACCUCUCUAAUUCUGAGGGGUUGGGUUAAAUGCAGAAAGCACAUUUCGGUUGAAUGCAUUCAGUUGUGCAAUUGACUAGGUUUCCCAAUUCCCUGAAAUGAGUUAUACAUUUGCAAAAUGUGUCCAAUUUGCCAUAAACGUGCUUUAAAGUUGCACAAUUUUCUCUGUGCCCAUGGUAAAAUCUGUAGAAUUGCAGGAAAUUAACUUUAAAACUAAAAUAAAUUAUCCGCGGUCAAGAAG